This is a messenger RNA of Ipomoea nil (Japanese morning glory), 819 nucleotides long. RefSeq lists its product as uncharacterized. Bases 1 to 819 code for a protein of 272 amino acids. The record is from RefSeq and is a predicted model, not a curated record. The transcript has a single exon. NCBI's taxonomy places the organism in Eukaryota, Viridiplantae, Streptophyta, Magnoliopsida, Solanales, Convolvulaceae.
AUGGCCAGCUCGCUCACCGUCUCCGGUAGUCCCGUCUCCCUGUCGCAACUUGCUGAUCAUCUACAGGCGCAAGAGUUCAUACACUCUGAUGACUUUGCAGUGGAGUCCAGCGCAGGUGGCAGCCCGUCGGCGUUCUUUGCGGGGCACGGCAGAAAUAACGGAGACCAAGGAUCCGGUGGUCGCACUGCUUCCGGCGGUCGUGGACGGCACGGUCGUGGCAGGGGGAACAACAAUGGCCGAGGGCGCGGCGGCACACCCCGUUGCCAAAUCUGCAAAUCACACGGCCAUACGGCCGUGAAUUGUUUUAAGCGUUAUGCUGAGCGUCCACAGCCGCAUGCAGGUCAAGCCAAUGUUGCGGUCACAGGUGAACCUCAGGUAGCCGAUGCAUGGUACCCGGACACGGGUGCCUCGUCUCAUGUGACUCCGGAUGAACAGAUGUUGCACCAUUCCGAGGCUUACACUGGCGGGGACGUACUCAAAGUUGGCAACGACGCAGGUUUGGAUAUUUCCUGUGUGGGUCAUGCAGUAAUCCCAUCCCGGUCUAAAAAUCUACAAAUGUCAAAUAUCUUACAUGUUCCGAAUUUGACUUUACCAUUGCUUUCUGUUUAUCGUUUUGCUAACGAAAACAAUGUGUUUUUCGAAUUUCAUAAAGAUUUGUUUCUUGUGAAGGAUUCCAACACUCAAACGGCCCUGCUUAAAGGGUCAACCUCGGCCGGGUUAUACAAGCUAUUGGUUCCCCGAGCUCACUUUGCGUUUCUGUCCACCCAGGCAUUGUCACAGGUGUGGCAUCAACGGUUGCAUUGGGUCACCCUCACAUGA